AGCCUCGAAUUUCGUUCAAGAAUGCCUCAAUUUUUGAAAGGAGUCACUUUGGAGAACCGCGAGGGCGAUGAGCUUCCAGCUGAGGAGCAUCUUAAGGGAAAGAUAAUCGGACUAUACUUCUCCGCGAGUUGGUGCCCACCAUGCCGUGCUUUUACCCCAAAACUCAAGGAAUUCUUUGAAGAAAUUAAGAAGACCCAUCCAGAAUUCGAGAUAAUCUUUGUCUCUCGUGACCGGAAUUCUUCGGAUCUUGUCACUUAUUUCAAGGAACAUCAGGGAGAAUGGACUUAUAUUCCGUUUGGAAGUGAUAAGAUUAUGUCCCUGAUGCAAAAAUACGAAGUCAAGACAAUUCCAGCCAUGAGAAUUGUAAAUGAUCAGGGAGAAGUGAUUGUUCAGGAUGCUCGGACUGAAAUUCAGAAUAAGGGAGAGAAUGUUGAAGGCCUGUGGGCUGAGUGGAUGGCUUUGAUCAAGUGAUUCUUGCAUAAUUAUUUGAAUUUUUUUGAAAAAUCUAUAAUUCCUAGCUUUUAGAAUAUUUUGCACUUAAAUAUUUCGAUAAAAUUUUUUUAAUCGC
Messenger RNA from Caenorhabditis elegans, 568 nucleotides. RefSeq names its product protein-disulfide reductase (gene nxnr-1). Gene Ontology annotation, biological process: cell redox homeostasis. Gene Ontology annotation, molecular function: protein-disulfide reductase [NAD(P)H] activity. Bases 22 to 471 code for a protein of 149 amino acids. The record is from RefSeq and is marked reviewed. NCBI's taxonomy places the organism in Eukaryota, Metazoa, Nematoda, Chromadorea, Rhabditida, Rhabditidae. The transcript is spliced from 3 exons.